GCCUAAACCUUCGGCAGUGUUAACAGUUCGAGAAAUUCUGUAACCCUCUUCCAGUCCCUUGACCUCCGUUUCGGUUAUGGCAUCCGGCAAUCCAAAUUCCUAUCUCAUGAGGCCUGCUGUAGUCGCAGGCACUCAGUUGCCGACGAACGAGGACGUACUGAAUGCAGUCUUAUUCGAUAGAAGAGUGUAUCGAGGAUAUCCCAGCAGCGUUCGUGAAAGUGUUGAGGAAGUGGUGGACACGCUGCUGUCCAUCUGGGACAAAGCGGGAAUCCCUACGAGGGAUCGGGCCAAUUGUGUGCAGAAAGCCGAAACAUUAUACAACACUUGGCAGGAAAUUCGGGAUAAAUUCUACCUGUUUCAAAUGAAUGAAUUUGAUAAACUUUUUGAUAUUUCGAGCGAGGAUGCGCGCGCGAGGAUCUCGGAAGCUGAACGUCGCCUGUUGACGAUGAGGCGACCUUCUCUCACUUUGAUUGAAGCGAUUAACAAUUGCAGCCUUGAGGAUUGGCCGAACAGAAAACGAGAGGAAAUCAACGGAAUUGAUGUCAAAGUCGAAGAGAAGAAAGGUGGAAUCAAGUUUGAGCUGAUCGAAAGUCCUGCCAACACCCCGCCACCAAAAACCAAAAGUUCCUCUCCAACCAGAACUAUUUCUUCCGAAAACAUCGAUGAGAAACUAAAGGCUGCUGCAGAAAGGAGACUGUCCUUAGAAGCUAAGAAGAUAGAGCAGCUGAGUAACCAACUAUCAAAAAUCGAACACGCCAUGAAGAAGAGGGACGAAAUAUCGAAGGAGUUCAGCGUACGUUCCAAGAAAGUCCUGGAGGAAAAGAUGGAGCAGUACUCAGAAAAGAAAGAAGCACACAUCUCAGAAGUCCUUUGUAAAUUGAAAAAACAAUUUGAAAACGGAGAGAAAACCCGCCAGAGCUUGGAAAGUGCCCUUGAAGAAAUUAAAGAGAACACGAAUCUGAAACUUUUACAAGCCUCAAAAAAGAGAGAGAGCCAAAUUCAAGAGUUAACCAAAAGGCUGAAAGAACAUGACGAGCAUGCCAAAAGUGUAUAUAAUGCCUUAAAAGAGAAACAAGAGGAACUGAAACAGCGAAUCCUAACGAAAGAAGAAGAGGCUGCUUUACGCAAAGAACAGAAGAUCAAAGAAAAGCUUGAAAAACUGAAGGAGAAAGACAAUCGGUCAGAGAAAGUGCGCCAAAACAAGACCUCUGAAUCAUGCACAGAAAACGGAACGGAAUCUCCAGCCUCUGGUUGACUUAUCACCUCUCUUGCUUCGCUCAGGUCAGCCUGACCUGCUCAGGUAGCUUCUAACCCAGCAAAAUGUUUUCCUAUUUUUAUUUUUGUUUAAUGGUUUAAUAACUUUUAUUCAAUGGUUCCUUAGCCUUAAUACUCAGCCUUAAUACUCUUCAUUCAAAUUUUCAUAUGGCUAGUUUUUCAUUUUUCAACAUUUUUCAACCCAUGACCUUUCAAAACUCCUCAAAUGGUGUUGUGUUUUUUAUAAUAUUUUUCAUUUUUUCCAUACGGCUAGUUUUUCAUUUUUCAAAAUUUUUCAACUAAUGACUUUUCAAAACUCCUCGCAUGGUGUUUUGCUUUUUAAUGAUUGUCGUUUUGAACUCAGUGUUUAUUUUUCUUCUCCAGCUCGAACUGUAAUUCAAUUGUAACUCACAUUGUAUUUGCAACUCCAAUUGUAAUUUUUAAUACUCUUAAUUUAAAUCUUUAAAUGAUCAUUUCUUAAUUUUUCAAAAUUUUUGAACCAUCGAAUCCUUUUUAACCUCUUGAAGUUCCUCUCAUGGUCUUAUGCUUUUUAAUGAUCGUCGUCCUAAACUUGGCGUUUUUAUUUUCUUCAGCUCAAACAUUAAUUGUAAAUUUGUUGCCUUCAUAUUGCCUAGUGUUUUAGCUUUUGUACAAGCCGUAAUUAUGAGACUGGCUUAUUUUUUUAUUUUUGUACUUUCCAUAAAAUCAAAUCAUUUCUCUUAAGCUUACAUUUUUUACAUUCCUUGCG
Messenger RNA from Bemisia tabaci, 2002 nucleotides. Its product is annotated as stathmin-2. The record is from RefSeq and is a predicted model, not a curated record. Lineage: Eukaryota; Metazoa; Arthropoda; Insecta; Hemiptera; Aleyrodidae. Gene Ontology annotation, biological process: regulation of microtubule polymerization or depolymerization; microtubule depolymerization; neuron projection development. Gene Ontology annotation, cellular component: cytoplasm; neuron projection. Gene Ontology annotation, molecular function: tubulin binding.